Ixodes scapularis (black-legged tick) is the source of this 3312-nucleotide messenger RNA. RefSeq names its product serine/arginine-rich splicing factor 2. Bases 279 to 1094 code for a protein of 271 amino acids. The transcript has 3 exons. NCBI's taxonomy places the organism in Eukaryota, Metazoa, Arthropoda, Arachnida, Ixodida, Ixodidae. The record is from RefSeq and is a predicted model, not a curated record. Gene Ontology annotation, molecular function: RNA binding.
GUUGGAGAGUAUCGAGAGCACCGUGAUCGAGAGUACGCAGCCGCCAUUUCAACGUGCGAGUUGCGUUCAUUGUUCGUGAGAAGCAGCGUCGUCGUUCGAGCGCGCUCCAGAGGACGGAUCGAGACGUUGACGAGGCCGGUCGUCGCCUCCCGCUUUCGCCAAGAUGAGUUACGGCCGCGGCCCGCCUACCAUCGAUGGGAUGACCUCCCUGAAGGUAGAUAACCUAACGUACCGCACCACGCCGGAGGACCUGAAACGCGUCUUCGAGAAGUACGGAGAUGUUGGCGACGUCUACAUUCCGCGUCACCCCUACACGAGGGACAGCCGAGGCUUCGCUUUCGUGCGAUUCUACGACAAGCGGGACGGCGAAGACGCCAUGGACGCCCUGGACGGUUACAUCUUGGACGGCCGCGAGCUCCGCGUGCAAAUGGCGCGCUACGGUAGGCCUACCGACCCCUACCGCCAGUCGUCCCGGGGAAGCCGCUACAGCGGCGGCGGAUCGUCCAGUCGCCGGUCUCGCUCCAGAUCGCGGUCGAGGAGCAGAAGGCGAUCACGGAGGAGUCGCACUCGAUCGAGGUCCCGAUCCAGACGCCGGUCCCGGAGCCGCUCCAGGGAGAGGAAGCACCGCAAGUCCGCUUCUAGGUCUCGUUCCAGGAGCCGCUCAAAGGGCCGCAAGCGCACCCGCAGUCGCAGUCGAAGCAAGUCCCGGAGGAGCCGCAGCCGUUCCCGUCGCCGGGAGUCGAAACCCCGGAGCCGCAGCAAGUCGAGGGGCCGUAGCCGAUCCAAGAACCGCAGCCGAAGCAAGUCCAGAGGCCACAGUCGGUCCAAGGGCCGAAGCCGAUCCAAGUCCAGAGGCCACAGCCGAUCCAAGGGCCACAGUCGGAGCAAGUCUAGGGGACGCAGCCGAUCCAAGUCGAGGGGACACAGCCGGACCAAGGCCCGGAGCAAGUCCAAGGAGCGCAGCCGGUCCAAGUCGAAGGGACGCAGCCGAUCCAAGUCCAAGGACCGCAGCCGCUCCAAGUCGGGGCGCAGCCGCAGUCGUAGCCGCAACCAGAGCAAGUCGAAAGGGGGCCGGAGCCGCAGCCGGUCGGUGAAUGGGGAGGCGAAGGCACGCAGCGGAUCGCGCAGCCCAAGGGCGGGCAAGGACGGCGGUCGGUCGUCGAGGUCGCGCUCUCGCAGUCCCCGGGGGGAGGGGGAGGGCGGUCGGGCAAGGUCGCCGUCUGCCGGAGGAGGCGGGGAUGCCGAGAACGGGGGAGGAGCCAGGGGCUCUCCUGGCGCUUCCCGGGAGCGCUCGCGCUCCAAGUCGCCCUCUCAGGACUCCAACCCAGACAUGUGAGGGGCUCCUUUAUUCGUCUUCACAAAGUAUCUUUUUUUGCGUCUUUUGCUGGGUUACAAUAUGUCCAGGAACAAUUGAAGUACCUGCUUCCCUUUGUUUUGUUGUUUUUCGCCUUAGUUGUUUUCAUUUGAAAGUUUUCAGUCUUGCUUUACCUCAUUGUAUUGUUUCAAGUCGGCAUUGCCGUUCCACCACUUCGUUUCCUGUGGCUCGAUAUUUUCCCCAUGCUCCUUCUUUGCCACAUUUUUGUAGUGUGCCUAGACAGUCCGGACGCCUAGGGAUUGUAAACGAAUAGCACUACUAUGUAUCAAUCUCCCCGUGAUAUGUGCCACCGUGCCAUCGUUCUUGACAAACUGAGCCACCCCUUCCCGUCGGUGUUAAUUCGUGGGCACAUUGUAACGUGCCUGCCUUGUUUGUUGUGUGAAGAGUCAUGCCGAGCUUUGGGCGCGUUUUUAAGAGCACCCUUGUUUGAGAGAGGGAUGUCCCUGUGCUUGGGAAGGCAUGAUCCUAAUCUGAAGUCCCUCACUGCUCUGUUUUAUGAGCUGCAAAGAUCGCUUGGCACAGCCCCUGGGAGGAAGACAGGAUGUACUGCUUAAAUGUUGCGCAAAGGUCUUUCCGGGAGUUGUGCUGGUCGCGCAUUCGCACACUUGAGUCUUGCCAACGGACACAAGAAGAAACGGCGCCUUUGAUUAGCGACCAGUGUCGAAGGGAAGCCCUGUUUCUCCUUGUGUCGUUGGCUGUCUGAUGCAGGUAGGGUGUGGCCUGACCUCCCCUGUGGUUGUGUUGCCCCCUGUCUGUGACUGCAGGCGCUGAGGGGUUGGUAAGGCGGAUGGUUGUCCUUGAAAGCGGUGUUGCUGAGCCGUGCCCAGUUUGCAGCCGGCCUGUGUUCGGGCGGAGAGGUGUUGCUGACGGUCCUGCUGAUGUCCCUUCCCUUCUGAGCGUUUUCCCCCAGAAAAGCGAGGCCAUCUCCCAGAUAGCUAUGUCAUCCCCCGUAAGGUGAUAGCUAUGUCAGUGGUUUACCCCAGAUCAGGGAAGCUAGGCCAGAGUUUUUCCCUGUAGUCUCAAUACUGAGGGAAAUGUGGGUAUUUGGGAAAGGAGGCUGGAUAGUCGUUUCACCUUUUAUGGGUGCUUCAAUGUCCGAUUGACCCUGCUCUAACAGCUGCAGUUCACUUCAAAAGGGUAUACCUCUGGGGAAAGUGUUCUGUGAAUUUGAGGGGCUUAAUCCUGGGGGUCAAGCAUAGGUUCUAGGGCAGUCAGCAAGUAUGGAGAACCGGGGUGUUGAGGGGGAACCUCUUUUUAGAGAACGAGGGUGACCCUCUGGGAUUUAGUCUUUUCUGGGUAUCAAAAAACUGGGUUUGAUGGGUACCCCUUUUGGGAAGGGCUGUUAGGGAUUUAAAUGGGGUAUUUAGAAGGCUCCAUCGAAGUGAUAGGGGUGAAUGUUGAGGCUGCAGUUCAUUCUGGGUCUCCAGAAGUGAGGCGCUUUGGGACUGCUAAUCUACCAUGGCAGGACUAGAUGCUGCUGGUUAGUCCCUCGGGGAAUUUGGGGUUCCGUACCUUUUGGGUGGGGCGGGGGCUGCCUUCGGCGGAUUCAUCUUCCUCCUGGACGAGUGAGGCGGUCGUGUCGGUUGCUGGGGUGCUGCUGCGGUUGCUGUUCCCGCUGACGGGCGUAAGUAGGGGGGCUCUCCUGGGAACACGGGCGCUGACCGAGUCUCGCCACAGGCGCGGCUGGCUGCAGCUGGGGCCGGCCUGCAGUAAGCAGUGGCGUGCGGCGGGCUGUCCGGCUGUGCUGUGCAGAGAAUGCUGUUUGGUGAUUCUCCUUUUUUUUUUCCCUCUAGAUUUCUCUUUUUUUUUUUUUCAUCUCUGUGGUCUAGCGUAUUGUGUCCUGUGUGUGUUCAUCGAUGCAAAAAAUCAACUGGCAAAAGGUUUUUUUUUUUUUUUUUUCUUAAUUUUGAAAUAAAUGUCAUUUAUUCGCCUCUUUC